This is a messenger RNA of Panonychus citri (citrus red mite), 3995 nucleotides long. RefSeq names its product octopamine receptor-like. The coding region runs from base 1237 to 3594 and encodes 785 amino acids. The transcript is spliced from 3 exons. Gene Ontology annotation, molecular function: G protein-coupled amine receptor activity. Lineage: Eukaryota; Metazoa; Arthropoda; Arachnida; Trombidiformes; Tetranychidae. Gene Ontology annotation, cellular component: membrane. Gene Ontology annotation, biological process: adenylate cyclase-activating adrenergic receptor signaling pathway. The record is from RefSeq and is a predicted model, not a curated record.
GAGGAUGAUGAGUAUCGGGUGAGAUUUGGAUUCAGUUCCCAUGUGAGUCUCAUUGAGUUAACUUGAACCAUCGAGUUAUUAACUUAUUACCUUUUUUCUUGUUCGAGUUUAAUUGUGACUCUUUUUUGUUUCAUGUUAACCUUACGGUUAGUUUACAUUUACAUCGACAAUCAACUUAUCGGAUUUAAAUUUCUUUCUGUUUUCUAAUUGUGAUUAACUUAAAUUACUGUGUUGAAAUGGUUUUCAUUUAAUUUUGUUUUUUCUCCAACGUUUCAUGUUAAUCAUUAGUUAAUUGUGUUCUAACUCUUACCUAUUCCACCUCCUCUCUCUCUCUCUCUUGUUGAUCAUCAAUUGUUUUUCAAUCACAAUUUUCCUCUUAAAUUAUGAUCCCUCUGUGAUUAUAAUUGUCUAUUUGAUUGAUUGAUUGAUUGAUGUGUUAAUUAUUACAACGGCAUCUUUUUCAUCAUUAGUGUUUUAUUUUCGUUCAAUAUUAUAAAUCAUCUUAAUCAACAACAAUUUUAUUGAUCAUCUUUUAAUUUAUUAAUUAAUUGUCUCCAUCUACUUGACAAAACUUAAGGUAACUAUUGGCUCCAUGGACAUUGAAAAUCAACUUAAUCACAAACAAUUUGAUCAAUUUAACAAUCAACAAUCAACAAUAUUACUACAUGAUUAUCCUUAAUUACUCCUGUAAUUUAGUAAUGAAUAUAAACAAAAUUAUCUCCUGAUUUAAAUAUAUUUUUUUCCAGUCAAUUUUAAAUCACAUUAUCAAGUUAAUUUACCAACUGUGAUAUUUAACUAACCAAAUUUACAAGUUAUAUUAGUUAAUUACAAUUAAGAAAAUCAUACAAUAUAACUUUCAUCAUCAUCUUAACAUCAAGGCAACACAACAACAACAACAACAAUUAAAUACUAAUUACAAUAAGAUUUAUAUGUUCAUGGGAUUCAACAGUAUUGAGAGUCAUCAUCAUUUUGACCGUAACAACAGUCAUCAUCAUCAUCAUCAUCAUCAUCGUCAUCAUCAACAACAACAUCAUAAUUAUCACCAAUUGAUUUCGUUACUUUCUAAUCAAUCAACUGUAAACGUCCCAACGAUUCUUGAUAAUUAUCGUUACCACCCAAUAAACAUUACCAACUUUAAACGUGAUAAUAGAUUUAUCAAAAUCACUCUAAUUAUAAUAAUCACUAUUAAUAAUCAAAUUAAUUCUCAAGUGAUUAGAAGGAUAAUCUUAAACCUAGAUGAGCUCAAAGCUUUCAAGCCUCGAAACAACCAUAACCCUUUGUCUUAGUUUAAUGAUAAUCGUCACAAUAAUUGGUAACAUACUUGUCUGUUUAUCUGUGGUUCUAGUCCGUAAACUAAGGUCACCUUCAAAUUACCUAUUGGUUAGCCUUGCCAUCUCUGACCUUUGUGUUGCCAUACUGGUUAUGCCUUUAGCACUUAACCUGGAGGUAAAAGGUUAUUGGGAUCUUGGUCCAACUUUAUGUGACAUGUGGGUCUCAUUUGAUGUAACCUCUUGUACCGCCUCAAUCUUGAAUCUUUGUAUGAUUUCAGUUGACCGAUACUUAACCAUAACCAAACCUUUAACCUAUGGUGUUAAACGAACCACCAAACGUAUGACCGCUUUCAUUGCCAUUGUUUGGGUCUCUUCGUGCCUCAUCAGUGUCCCUCCUCUUCUGGUUCUAGGUAAUGAACAUGGACCCGAUGAUAAGCCAACCUGUCAGGUAUCUCAACAAAUUGUCUACCAAUUAUAUGCCACCUUAGGAGCUUUUUACAUUCCCCUUGGAGUUAUGAUAAUACUUUACUAUAAAAUCUAUGGUGCAGCAAAAUCAGUCGUCGAUGCUGAACUGCGUUCAUUAGGUCACACCACCGAUCGCUUAGUUAAUAAUAAUAAUAACAACAAUAAUAUCAAUCUCAAUUCAACCUCAUCACAUUCCCACUCCACAAAUAUGAUGUACCAUCAACAGCAGCAACAACAACAACAACAUCAACCUCAUUCACGUUAUUUUCCUGUAAUUAAACCACUAUUAAAAUCAACAAUAACAACUUGCAAUAAACAACAAUAUGAUAAACCAUCAAGUGCAUCAGUUAAUUAUGAUUUUCAUCAGCAAUCUGAAUCAACAUUGAGUGAUAGUGAAUGUCAACAUGGUAAUAAGAUUGAUCAUUCAUUAAUAUAUCAUCAACAACAACAAACAAGAGACUCUGGUGCUGAGUGUUUCAAUGAAAUUGAUAAAUCAUCAACAAUUACAACUAAAUCAUCACCAACAUUAACAGUAGCAACAACAACAACAACCCCACCACCGCCACCACCACCAACAACAACAUUACCAACACCUCGCAAUGGUUUAAUUAAUUGUAAAGAUACAAUAACAAUUAAUGAAACAACCAUAAGUGAUACAGCACCAAAAUUAAGCUCUUAUCAUAAUAAUAAUAAUAAUAAUAAUAAUUCAAUUAGUAACAAUAAUAAUAACAACAAUAGUUUCAAUGUUAAUAAUAAUAAUAAUUCAACCAAUUCUGACAAUAAUUUUCAUUCAUCAUUACUUUCAUCAUAUAAACGGGUAAAAGAGUCAAUGUUAUCCUCAACUAAAUCGCACCAUAGAUCAACACUUAGCACUUCAUCACCUCCGACACCAACUCAGAAUAAGUAUCAUUCAUGUAUAAUUCAAUCACAUGGUAGUCCAAUUAAUUGUAACAAUUCUAGUUGCAUGUCAACAACAAAUUCAAAUACUUUUUGCUCAACUUUUGGUGGUGUACGAAAAUCGUUGGGCGAUCGUUUGUCCUUCCAUGCAGCGUUGAGUUCGGGCACCGAUAAGAGGCGAACCUCAUCAAUGCUUAAAGAAAGGAAAGCAUCGAUUACCCUUGGGGUCAUAAUGACCGCUUUUACCGCUUGUUGGUUACCCUUUUUCAUAUUGGCCUUGCUUCGUCCCUUUUCAGAGACAGUUAAUGCAAUCCCUCAUUGGAUUAGUUCACUUUGUUAUUGGCUUGGAUUAACCAAUUCAAUGCUUAAUCCGAUAAUCUAUGUUACCUUUCAUCAUGAUUUUCGGAAAGCAUUUCGUUACUUAUUGUGCCUACAAUGUUCAACAAUGGACUUUCGUUUACGUGAAAGAGCCUAUCAAAGUCAAUAUGGAAUCAACAAUUCAUCAGAUAAUCAUCUUCACCAUCUUCCCCAUCAUCAAGUUCAUCAUCAAUUUCAACAGAAUCAAUAUUAUACUCAUAACCAUCAUCAUUCAUCAUCUUCAUCACCUUCACCAUUUCAACCAAGUCCACUUCCUAUCCCAUCCUCAUCACCAAAUCAACUCACCUCUUGCCAACCAGUGUCUCAAUCAAAUCAAAUGGUUGGUGGUGGAGGUGGAGUGGGAACCGUAAUCUCUUGUAAUCUAAACCGUUCAGGUUCAAAUGAUGAGACCAGGAAGACAUUGGCACUUAAAGAGAACCUAAUUCCAGCCAAUUAUCAUUCAUCAUCUUCAUCACCAUCAUCCCCUCUUCUUCCUCACAAUCAGCAACAAUCAUCUUCAUUACAACCAUUAACAUCCAAUAUUGAUGAUAGAUUUACAUCUCAACAGGAACAUCUAUUAUUAUCCAAACAUACACCUUUAUGAUAACAACCGAUAAAUAUGAAAAUGAAACAAUAAUCAAGAAGAAGAUGUUAAUAAUUUUACUAAUAAUUACAUCAAAAUUAAUAUAUAAAUAUAAUUCCAUCAUCAUCUUAACUUCCUCUCGCUUUCUCCUCAAUCAUCAUGGUCCAUCAUCUGCAUCUUCAUCAAUUCUACAACCCAAACAUCUCUCUCUCUCUCUCUCACCUUUAACAUCUCACAAACAUGAAGACAAAACCACCAAACGAAAAUAUUAUUUCAUUAAUGUCACUUUUUAUUCUUAAUGUAUCAAUGAAUCGAAAUGAAAAGUUCUGAACUUCUCAAGAUAUUAUAUUAUGUGAAAUACUAUCCAAGUGAAAAUCAACUGAAUGUGAAUAAAAAGAAGAUAAAAUCACUGUUAUCGUUCA